UGGGCUUUGUUAAUCUUUGUUUUUUUUCAGAUUGAUCCACGCCAUCGUUAUGGACACAAUUUACACUUCUACUAUGAUGUCUGGUCUGAUAGCAAGAGCACCCAACCUUUCUUCUACUGGUUGGAUGUUGGUGAUGGUAAAGACCUAAAUCUUGAAAGGUGCCUAAGGACUGUUCUACAACGUCAAUGCAUCGCGUAUCUUGGACCAAAAGAGAGGGAAGCAUAUGAAGUAAUUGUAGAGAGUGGAAAGCUUUUAUACAGGCAAACAGGGAUGCUUAUUAACACAGUUGAGGGUUCUAAGUGGAUUUUUGUGCUCAGCACAUCAAGGGCUUUGUAUGUGGGUCAGAAGAAGAAAGGUGUUUUUCAACACUCAAGUUUUCUAUCGGGAGGUGCUACAUCAGCAGCAGGGAGAUUAGUUGCCCAUGAUGGGGUUCUUGAGGUACUAUCUAUAACAUAGCAUAGACACAAUUAUUGAUUUUUCAUCAUGUUGCAGUUCAAUUUCUAAGCCAAAUGCAUCUCUCUCUCUCUCUCACACACGCACACACACGAACAC
This is a messenger RNA of Quercus lobata, 552 nucleotides long. Its product is annotated as IQ domain-containing protein IQM5-like. NCBI's taxonomy places the organism in Eukaryota, Viridiplantae, Streptophyta, Magnoliopsida, Fagales, Fagaceae. The transcript has 3 exons. The annotation marks the transcript as partial. The record is from RefSeq and is a predicted model, not a curated record.